AUGGAAAGCCACGAUGCAGCUCGUGGGGCUGUAUCGCUCAGAAGUACUGGCGCCUCCGAGGAAGAACUCGCAGCUGCCUCGCAGGAGCCUUUGGUGUCCGUGCGAGAAGAAAUUAAGCGGCAUGCGUGGAAACAGAGACACUGGAGAACGAUCCCCAUGAAACAAGCGGAAAACGGGAGGUGCUAUGUCUCUGGCGGUUCGUCCGACCCAGACGAGAAAGUUGUUGUGAAACGAGGGAAAGUCAUUCAGCUGUUCAGCCUUACCAGAGCAUCACCUCCGUACUCAGGAACGGAAGCGGGAGACAAAAGAACGUACCGGCCUGCCAGCGCCGCGGACGAUGACACACGGUUCCCCUCUCCACCGACGACGCCUAGUUUGAGCGGGGGCGAAAAACCCUGGUGGAAGCUCUCAAAGGAAUUUCCAGUCAAUGUUUUCGUUCCACCGCACAAUCGGAAGCAGAAAUGCCAGCCCGGCACUGUGCGCGCCCUGGCCGGCACGGCGUGCCUUCCGUGCAUGCCGGGAUUCAGAUGCCCGAAUGAGAAGAACUACGAAACAUGUGCAUUUCCCAUGUGGUCCCCUGAGGGAUCGCCGACGUGCUUCCUCCCUGGUCCUCACACCAACUCCAUGGGUGUCGGCUCUGCGCCUAUUCUGUGUGGAGAAGGUACUGUGUCUACCGAGUCGUCGGCCAAGUGCAUGCUGUGUCCAGUAAAUCACCAGUGCGUUGUCAACAGAGUCGGAAUUGAAACCCCGUGUCCGAAAAACACAUUUUCGGACCCUGGGGAAGCCCACUGUCGGUACUGUCCAAAAAACCACGACUGCACGAAAGGCGUCAUCCAGCCCUGUCCGUUUGGGCAAGUCUCCGACUCCGCUGGCACAGGGUGCGUCGAUGUCGCUGACGGAGCGUUUCUCGAUCCUGAUUCGAAAAGAAAGAUCACUCUGCCAGCGACAUAUGCGAAUGACGGAACGGGAAAGAGCUUCACGUGGCUGUACGUGACCAAGGCGUUCAAGGGCUGGGUCCCAGGUAUCGGUGGAGCCUCUUCCCGCGGAAAGGUUCCGUGCCCUCCCAUGGCGCUCUGCACCGCCGGAUGGUAUAAACUCGGAGCCCUAAAGAAUCAAUGGAGCAGCUCUACGGAUGUCCUCGAGCGCGGGGCUGCCGCACCGACGGGUUGGUCGAGUGUCUUUGAUCAGCCGUCUACCGGGAACACGAAGCAAAUGUUUGGGUACUAUGGCUGGGCGAGGAACUCUCUUAGCUGGAGGGAUGAUGACUUUGCCUCCCCGGACAAUCCCUGCCCUACGGGCUACUAUUCAGACAGCAGCAUGACAAUCAAGAAGGAGUGUGUUCUGGCAACAAAAGGUUACUGCCCGAGGGGCUCUCUCAGCGACUGCGAAAAACACGAAUUCCCCGCCCUGCUCGCCAAUGAAAGAGACCGCGUGCAUGACGACAUUUACGCUGUCCGUACGGGAUACCAUGCCCUUCGGUCCGUCAAAGGAAAGGAGGAUCUUGUCCAGUGCAACAAAGGACACAUCAUCUACGGACGAACAUGCUAUACAGGGACACUGUUCGGCAAACCAGGGCGGCCAGGAAUGAUGUUCAAGUGGAAAACGUUCUUUGCAAGCUCCACAGCGACCCGGGCUGACCUGCUCGGAGUUUGUCCGGAGGGACACUACUGCCCCGUUCCAUCUGUCGUCACAAAGGUGUCUUGCCCGGCAGGCGCAGUUUGCCCCCAGGGCACCAAGUGGAAGCAUCAGUACCUCUGCCUCCCCGGUACAUACGCACCUAAUGCAGUGACAACAGAAAAAGACUGUCAGCAGUGCCCACCAGCAGUGCAGCCAAAACGGCGGCCAACUGUCUUCCUUGCCCUCUGGGAUUCGCAUGCGAUGGCCCCGGUGCCUGGUCAAAGCGUCGAUGUGCCCGCGGCACCUAUUCUGUCUUCAGCUUCCAGCAACCCGAUUACAACAGCCCCAGGAGGUUUCUGGCUCGACGCCACCACUGGUUUCCUGACUCCAUGCGAGCCUGGCAGCUACACUCUAUCCGACGGGGCGACGUCGGCGGCGCAGUGCGUCGCCGCUCCCGCAGGCACUUAUGUCUCUUAUGUCGGCGCCCCAGAGAUCGAGGGGAAAUGCUCGAGGGGGUAUUACUGUCCUGAACGGUCGACCUCAAGAGAGCAAAUGAGGUGUCCCUCCGGAACCUACUCCGCUUCGCCCGGAGCAGGCCGCAGCGAUGAAUGCGUUGCUUGCCCCGCGGGGAGUCUCUGUAUCCAGCUGGCCCACACCGACAUUCGAGCGGACUGCCCUCCAGGAUUCUUCUGUCCUGAGGGAUCGACGUUUCUUGGGGUUCCCUGUCCUGCCGGCACAUAUCGAGCCGAAAGCAGAGGCACAGAGCUCGCAGAUUGCUCGCCAUGUCCACGUGGAAAGUAUUGCCCGGAACCGGGGCUCGCCGCGCCUGCUGCCCCCUGCAGCGCUGGCUACAUCUGUCUCGGCGGCGCCAAAGUUCCGGCUCCCACCGACAACAAGACGGGCCAAGCCUGCCCGGCCGGGGGGUUCUGCCCCGAGGGAGCGACUGCGAAUUCGCCCUGUCCGGCCGGCACCUACAACCCGCUGCCAGGGGGACGAGACGCCUCUUCUUGCAUGCCCUGUCCUCAGGGCCAGUACUGUCUGGGGACGACCAGCACGACUCCAGACGGAGACUGUGAAGACGGCUACAUUUGUGAAAAGGGGUCCGCCUCUCCAACAGAGGCUCCUGCCUCCCCUGGACACUACGCCGUCUUCCCUGGAGUCAUCGAGAAAGAAUGCAGACGAGGCACCUUCACGGAGAAAUACGCUCAAUCGAAAUGCACACCAUGCUUGCCCGGGCACUUCUGUGAUACCGAGGGCAUGGCCCGAGUGAAGCCUUGCCCGGCAGGGACAGUCUGUCCCCAGGGAUCGAUUGUCACUCUCGAGUGCCCCGUCGGGACGUACAGCCCGCUGCCACUCCGAGGCUCCAUGGACGACUGCAUCCCGUGCACGCCAGGAUCCUACUGUUCCAAACGGCGCGCGACGCACCCGAGAGGGCCUUGUUCUCCUGGCUUCUUCUGUUCAGGGGGCGCAACGACGGACAGGCCGUUGGCGGGCAGCGGCCAAGGCGGUCCCUGUCCUGUCGGUCACUAUUGCCCAGGGAAAACCCAAGUGCCCACGCCCUGUCCUCCUGGCACCUACGGGGCAAUGGAGGGACAGAGAGGGACGUACCAGCCGGACCACGGCCAGGAAGACUGCCUCGCCUGCCCUCCCGGCUACAACUGCCGAUCCGGAAAGACGCAGUACCUCGACAGCGCCUGUCCAGCUGGAACUGUCUGUCCGGACAGCAACACGACGGAACCGGAGCAGUGCCCUGACGGGACAUACAGCGUUCAUACAGCGCGGAUCUACACGGAGGCUUGCAUCGCCUGCCCGCCAGGCUUCAUGUGCCAGCAGAACAAUGUCCAGCCUGCCACUGACGGGUCGGCGGACUGUCCCGCAGGCUACGCAUGCUCCGGCGGCGUCAAAGUCGCCGGAUCUGGGAUAGAAAGCGAGGGAGUGGUGAGGUGUCCGAAAGGCUUCUAUUGCCCAAAAGGGACCGGCGAACCUCUGCCUUGCCCCGCGGGCCGAGUGUGUGCAACGGCUCAGCUGGGCAUCGACGGGGUCCUGUGUCCCGGCGGCCGGUACUGUCCGAUGCAGUCUGCGGAAGGGGAGCCUUGCCCCGCAGGGUACUAUUGCCCGCAGGGCGCGGCAGCCCCGCUGCGGUGUCCCCUAGGCACCAUCAGUACCUACACGGAGAAUGCAGCUGAGGCGCAGUGCACAAAAUGUCCAGCUGGAAAAUACUGCGACGGGACGACGAACGCGAAUCAGGACAAAAUCGAUAGCACCGCCUUCAGCGGAGAAUGCAGAAAAGGGUACUAUUGCCCAGAAGGACUGUAUACGCCCAUAGGCACGCCGUGCCCUAUCGGAUUCUACUGUCCUAUCGGCAGCGCCUCCCCACUGACGUGCCCCGUAGGAUCCACAACCGCUGCAGCCGGACUGGCGGAGUGCACGGGGUGCGACGCCGGGUUCAUCUGUGCCGACGGGCAAGUGGCGCCGUGUCCUGUCGGCCAGUACUGCAAUGCAGAUAGCCUGCCGCAGGACUGCCCCACGGGAUCGUACAAUCCGAUCGCCGGCGGGAUUAGCUCCGACGCCUGCCGACCAUGUCCUCCAGGCAAGGCGUGUCGUCGGAGCGCAACAUCGGCGCCCGAGACAUGCCGCGGAGGCUACUUUUGUCUCUCUAGGGUGACGGUGUUGAACCCCGCAACUUUGUCGGAGGCGCAGAGCACCGCCGUAGCCGAGGGCGCGGCGGGCGCAGCUACGGAAGGCGGAGGCCGCUGCCCCAAAGGCUAUUACUGUCCGGCCGGGGCGCGUGUGCCGCUGCCGUGUUCCCCUGGGUAUCACUGUGGGACCCUCGGCCUCGCGGAGCCACGCGCGCCAUGCAGUGCGGGGUACUACUGCAGAAGAAAAGCCAAUUCAGCGAGUCCAGCUUCCCCCAGAGACGCGACGAGUUGCCCUAUUCAAGACCCCUAUGGGGCAUGCACGCCCGCUUGGAGGCGACUCGCGCCUCUCAACCCCCCUGAGGAAAAGUGCCAUCCGCAUGCAUUCAUGACCAGGGAGAAGGGAAACGGACGAAUUACGUCCAUGACUCCGGAUGGAAUCUUCUGUCCUGAAGGGCACUUUUGUGCCGAGGGAACAACGUCGCCAGAGCCUUGCGCAGCGGGGACGUACCAGGUGACCCAGGGACACUCGCGCUGCAGCGCCUGUCCAGCUGGGUUUGUUUGCGGGCCCGAACCAGGCACCGUAAACCCUCAGGUGUGCCCCGCCGGGCACUUUUGCCUGUCUUCAGCAGCAAAACCGACCAAGUGCCCUGCAGGCAAAUACGCGCUCAUAGGCGGGCUAGAAGCGGACGCAGACUGCUCGUGGUGCCCGCCUGGGAAAAUCUGCAACGAAGAAGGCGCGGCAACCGAGCCCAGAGCGUGCCCGGCCGGAAGCUACUGUCCAGCCCCAUCAUACGUCGUCUCAGCUGUGGAAGGCAACGGGAGCUCGCCAAAGGUCACUUGCGGUUCCACCUCUGGCGGGGCCGCUACAUGCGCCAUUGACCCGAUUGAGUGCCCCGUUGGAAACGUUUGCCCCGAAGGCAGUGCGACUCCGCAGCGGUGCCCGCUCGGCCAGACAGUAGCAGUGACCGGGGCGGCGACCAAUACCGGAUGCAAAGCGUGUCCUGCGGGGCAAUACUGUUCUCCUUCUGGAACUGUGGAAAACUGUGCGGAGGGAUUUCUCUGCAUUUCCGGAGCGUACCGACCUAACCCGAUGGCGGCCGCAGUGGGUCGGCUGUGCCAACCAGGCUACUUCUGUCCUUCGGGGACGACGGUCGAAGUUGCCUGUAUGCGGGGGACGCUCAGCGUCGGACACGGAAGUGGAAACGCGUGCGACGAAUGCCCUGCGGGGAAUGUGUGCGACGCAGAAGGCAUCAAAGCGCUCAGCGGCGCUCGCGCGUGCCCAGCGGGCUCGUACUGCCCCACUGGAAGUGUCAUGGCGAUUCCCUGCCCAGCUGGGACGUACAGCGGCUUCACAUAUCUCGCUGCAGCGCAGGAAUGCCUGGCCUGUCCUGCAGGAAAAUACUGCGAAACGACGGGGGCGACCGCUGUGAGUGGCCCUUGCGACGAAGGCACGUGGUGUAAGCAGAAAUCCACAAACAAGGAUCACUCCGUCGGAUACGCGCCAUCCAACCUCGUCGCUUGCCCUCCAGGGGCGUACUGCCCUCAAGCGACACCUAUGCCCGUCCUCUGCCAGCUGGGGACCUACCAGGACGAGGAGGCGACCACCACAGCAUGCAAGCAGUGCCUCGCAGGCACCUACUGCGGAGCCGCAGGCCUUACGAUGGAGGCGGGAAGCGGCCCCUGCAAAGAAGGCUUCUUCUGCAACGCAGGCGCCAAGGUCCCCGCUCCAAGGGACGCAUUGACGGGAGAUAUCUGUCAAAAUGGGUAUUACUGCCCGUCGGGCUCAAAGGCGCCUCAGCCGUGCCCAGCCGGUUACUACAGCGACGAGGAAGGCCUGGCGACAUGCAAGGCUUGCCCUGCAGGCUAUCUGUGUUCUGGAGGAGCCGGCGGGGAAAUCGAGGACUGCCCCGCCGGAUCCUUCUGCGAGGCGGCUGUCUCGGCGGCAGCUUCGUGUCCCGAUGGAACCAGCAGUGAGGUGAAGAAUCUCUCUGAGCAGGAACAGUGCAGCGAAUGUCCGGCGGGAAAAGUUUGCGGGGCUAGCCAGCAGCAAACCGACUGUCCCGCAGGCUACCUCUGUCUCGCGGGAAUCGGACCCGAACAGGUCAAAGCCCUUGACGCCGAUAUCGAUGAACUGUGGACGGACUCGACCUUCUGGAGGGGCCACGCCAUUCACUACGGGUGCGAGGAUAAGCCACAGUGGGAGAUUCAAAAGUCUGAGUGA
Messenger RNA from Neospora caninum, 6477 nucleotides. RefSeq lists its product as hypothetical. The transcript has 26 exons. NCBI's taxonomy places the organism in Eukaryota, Apicomplexa, Conoidasida, Eucoccidiorida, Sarcocystidae. Bases 1 to 6477 code for a protein of 2158 amino acids. The record is from RefSeq and is a predicted model, not a curated record.